CGUCAGUAGAAUUCUAGCCAUGUCGCAGUAUACACCUGUCGAACGUUCUGAAAUCGUCGAACUUUACAUUAAGAAUCAAAACUCAAUUAUUCUGACUCAACGCGCGUUUCGUGCAAAAUUUCCUCGGAAAAAAGCACCUACUGGUAUUCUCAGUAAUGUGCCACGUCCAAUUAUACACCGCAGAGCUAGAUCAAACAUCAAUAUCACCAUUGCACGGGAAAAUCGAAAUCUUUCGACUGAACGCGGUGCUCAGGCUUUGGGCAUCAGUAAAAGAUGCUGAACACACCUCCGCCACCUGUGCCGUCUGUACCUGGUCCCAUGGUCGUUCCCGGCAUGCCAUAUCGUCCUGGCAUGACCUACACUCUACCACCGUACAUGCGUCCUGGCUCAGUGAUUUAUGCCCCGACAGGCAGUGUGCCCAGUGGCACCUAUCGCACACACAAGAGCAGCAAAUCUGCUGGACCACCACAUCGUCGCCGCCGUCCCGGACCACCACCGAUACGCACAGGCAAAAUGAACGCCAAUCGUCGCCAGCGACGCAAAUCUGAGACGGAUAUGAUCGACAAUGAAGCUUUCCAGUAUACGGGGCUCGAUCGCGAUAUAGCAGAUAAUUUCUUGGCGCGUCAGGAGCAAACAAAUAGCCAGCCGGGUAGUCACGUAGACUAUUCAUCUUCGUCGACGGCGGCUAGUGAGACAUAUGGCAAGCAGCGUUCACGCUCGUCGUCCAAGACGAAAAUCGUUUGCCGCGAUGUGGUGAUGUAGUCCAGUGAUUUUGAGUUGAGUCGAGUCAUUCUAGGGGGUUGCAUCCGAUCCGGGGAACCAUCUAACGAAAUAUUAUGUAUAAUUUACAUAUCUAACUGUACUAUUGUAAUGUUGUAAUAUUCGUAUGCCUUACUCCGUGUUUGCUAUUGUAAAUAACUCUAUAAUAUAAACUUAUUCUUUAGUUUAUUCGAGGAUGUAAUGAUGCUUUCUGCAAAUAGCAACUUUUGUAUGUUGUACACUAAUUAUAGGUUUGAAAUAUUGAUAUAAA
This is a messenger RNA of Anastrepha ludens (Mexican fruit fly), 1030 nucleotides long. RefSeq lists its product as uncharacterized. Bases 274 to 762 code for a protein of 162 amino acids. NCBI's taxonomy places the organism in Eukaryota, Metazoa, Arthropoda, Insecta, Diptera, Tephritidae. The record is from RefSeq and is a predicted model, not a curated record. The transcript has 2 exons.